Molecule: messenger RNA, 15813 nt
Organism: Episyrphus balteatus (marmalade hoverfly)
Lineage: Eukaryota; Metazoa; Arthropoda; Insecta; Diptera; Syrphidae
Gene: unc-13
Exons: 23
Coding region: 2090-13384 (3764 amino acids)
Biological process (GO): neuromuscular junction development; synaptic transmission, glutamatergic; synaptic vesicle priming
Cellular component (GO): plasma membrane; presynaptic membrane; terminal bouton
Molecular function (GO): phospholipid binding; calmodulin binding; syntaxin-1 binding
Source: RefSeq, a predicted model, not a curated record
UAGAAAUUCCUUGAUCCGGAGAAAAUUCCUUUACACGCUCUGAGUUAUAUUUGGUAUCCUCCUUUUCUAUCCUAUCCUGACUCCUGUGACGACGACGAUGACGAGCCCGAUGAAAUGAUGCCUGAACCGAGUCUGAGCAUACAUGUUUUCAAAAUAAGAGCGAGUAUGCGUAUUCAUUUAAAAAAAAAAUGUAAUCAUCAUCGACGUCGUCGUAGGUAGUUUUUGGGGGCUGUGCAAUACCAACCACUUGCACCAUCCACCAACACCAACACCAACAGUAGGAAGAAAAAGGAAAACUCCAAAAAAAACGACAACGUUUUUUUUUAUAUGGACGAAAUUUCUUAACUCUUAAAAACUUUUAACCUUUAGACAGUGUGAACCUAACAACCAGUCGCAUAAAGACUUUAGCUUGUUUACAUCGCCGCGGCUCUAUUUAAAAUCAUUCGCGUGUAUAUUUUAUCCGCACACAUCAUCUCUGUCUACACACAACAAAACAAAAAUGUAUUAAAAAAUAUAAAUUUUUGUAUUUUGUUGAAAAGCAACAAAAAAAAAAAAAAACAAUGUGUAUAAACUAAAAUCAUUUUUAAAUGAAUUUAAUGUUUUGCAUUAUUUUUCUUAAUUAAUUUCCCAAUUAAUUAUGUGUCGGAUGGAAAAUCGUAAAAAGAUACAGAUACCGUUAAUUUGAAUGUGAACCAAAAAAUGUGUGUGUUAAUAUCAAACAUUUUUUCCUUAAUUUCAAUUAAUAUACAUAUAUAGAAAAAGCCAUAUCACACAUCCAAUGUGUAUAUGUGGGUGACUCAAAAAAUAAAAAAAAAACCUCAAAACUUAAUCAAAUUCCAGCUUAAAAGUCUUAAAAUUUCGUUGAAAAUGAAAAAAAAAAAUAAUAACAAUGUUUAAUUCAUUUGAAAAUAUAUACAAUUUCCCCGCCCAAUAUAGUGUUUCUUUUAUUUAAUUUUUUGUAUUUUUCUCAAAUUUUAACUAAAACUGUAACAAAUUAAGUGGAAAAAAAAUAGGGACAGGAUAUAUGAGAGUAUAUAGGAAAAUGUUCAUUUUUGAAAGGGUACACAUCACAGGAUUUAAAGGAUUGACGUUUGUCGGUAUACUAGAAAGAAAGUUAAAGAGGAAAAAAACUUUAAAUUAAAACCAGAAAAUAUUUUAUCUUGCCAAAAAAUCCGAAACAAUAUUCUAAUCAUUGUGUUAUCUGUGCAUAUUUACAUUUCGGUUUCGUUAAAAAAAAAAAAACAUUGACAUAAAUUUGAUUAAUCUUCUGGUAUUUAAGGGAACAUAAAUACUACCCUCAUACUUGUGUGUAUUUCAUUGGUUUUUCAUAAAUAUAUUCCGUCAAAUUUACGAUAAAUCUAAGGGACUAAAAGUUAUCAAAAAAUAGGAAAGAAAAACCGGACACACGAAACAGGAUCCAGACUCUUCUCAACCUUCGACACAUACCUACCUGCCCAACAACUUCUCGUUUUCUGUUGUUGUUGUCGUAUUCGUUGUCAUCGUUAUACCAUUUCGAGUAAACAACAUUUUGGAAGUGUAGAAAACUAAAAUAAGAAAUUUCUAUCCCAAAAUCAAUUAAACAUCAGUGCAGUGAACUCGAAAAAAAAACCGAAACGAAUAAAAAAAAAAUCUUAAAAACUUCCUCAUUAAGGAGGAAUAAAAUAGAGAGACUGCGUGUGUAAGAAAAUGAACUGAUUUUAACAAAAUAUUGCGACGCACAAUUUACUUAUUAAAAACUUAUAAAAAAAAUACAACUUUUUAAACAUAUUUUGUAUAUGAAGACAAAAACAAAUCUCAAAACCAACAACAAACAAAGACUCAAAAAACUUUUCACUUAAAAAAAAAACUAACUAUAUAUAUUUUCGUUUACCGUUUACAUUUUUUUUAUAUGUGUCUUAAAAAUAAGUUUAUCCUGUGUACUUUAAUCAAUAUUACUACUAUUUCUGAGCUAAAAAAAAUAAAAUGUUUUAAAUAAAAGUUUUUGUACUUAAUUUUUUACAAAAGUACAAAAAAUAUAGUGAACUGAACUUAUUCCAAAAAAAAAAAAAAACAAACAUAAGAACAAAAAAAAAGGCUAAUUUUUUUUUUAAUGGGAUCGUUGGAAUUCUUUCAAAAUCAAGAGCAUCAUUUCUUACGACCUCAAUAUCAAAUGAAUCCAUCACCAACACCACAGCAACAACAACAACUCCAAAUGAUUUCAUCACCAAAGCCCCAUCACAAACAGCUAAUGACUGCUAUGGGAAGACAGCAUUCGCAGCCGCUGCCUUCAGAUAAUGCCAACGACUUGAAUACGAAUCCUCAACAAAAUGCGCCAACACAAAUCCAUUCGAGUCCUUGUAGUCCCAUAGUCUCCACUCGGAUGCAGCAACAAAAUCAUCAUCGCCAGCAACAAGUCCAAAAUCAAAACCAAGGCUCCCAGAUCAACAAUCCACAUUCACAUUCAUUGGGAGGUGUGAGUGCGAGUGGCAGUACCACCAUCAUGAUGGCCAAUUCAAUUACCCAGCAACAGCUGAAUAUCCAGCAACAAUUGCAGCAUCAGCAUCAAGCCCAUUUAAAUUUACAUUCGCAUCAUCAAUCGAACAUGAGUAUUAAUUCAACAACAACUGACGGAGCCGUUGGAGGAGGCGGAAUGACUUCGAUGACAAGUGACCAACACUUAAGUCAGUUGUACAACAGCCAGCAACACUCAGAUUACAUAAUUUCAGAUUACAUGGAAAAAAUCUCAACAAGAAUCAGCCUUCUUGAAACGGAGUUAAAAUUCGCUUGGAGAGCCCUCGAUCUUCUUUCUAGCGAAUAUGGAAAGAUGUAUGUACGACUUGACAAGUUGGAGGGAAUUACUAUUGAACAACAAGUGGUGGUUUCUAAUUUAAUGCAGUUGCAUGGACAUGGUCGUUCAAAAGGUGUUGACAACUUAUUUGCAUCCCAACAGCAGCAGCAACAGCAGCAGCCACUGCUUCAAACUGAUGAUUAUGAAUCUGGCAUUGAGAUUCUUCACAAUCCUUCAUCGACAAAUGAUUUCAACAAUCUUCUGGAAGAGCUUAAAAAUGAAGCUCUUGAGCCAACGUUAUCCGCCAGCGGCGGCAGUGUUGUUGCAUUUAAUAAAAUUCCUCUGGCAACGAGAAUCUCCUCAAAGCCUCUGCAUUCAUCAGCAACAACUAGAUCGUUAGAUGAGCUGGGUAUGAAGAGCAGCAGAAUUACCAAAAGCUUCCAAGACAUUCAAAAUCGCUUGCGACAAAAAUUAUACUCCGAUUCAGACAUCGAACAUUAUGACACCCACCAAGAACAAGAGCUUGCCAAGCUCAAAGUUCAAAUGCUAGGAGAACGAGAAUUCAGAGCUGCUGCUGCUGUAAAUAAUGACAGUGAAAACCUUUACAGUAUGAAUGAUAUGGUGGAAAUGCUUCAGUUAGGCGUUGUCGCCGUAGUCGAUGAUAACGCCGAAGAAUCAACACCUUAUGAUCAAGUGCGACAGGAGUAUAAUUUUUUUCGUAACUCGGCCGAAGUAAAUCGCGAGAAAUACAAAAGUAAACUUGGUAGGCUGAGUGACGAAGAUGGCAAUGAAACCGAUGAGUUUUUUCGCCGACCAGCCUCUAAGAUCGCAGAAGGAAGAUUGAUGGCAGUGCCGAUUGAUGACUCGGGAGGAGGAGGUGGAGAAGGAGGUGGCGAUGAUAUGAACGAAGAAUUUUACAAAACACUAAAUCAAGCAUAUCGUGAUGACUACAUAGGGACAAUGCAAACAGAUACUUCAUCCAUACAUACAGGAGGUGUUCACUCACGUCCAAUGUCCUCCCUCGGCAUGAUCUAUGAAGAUAACGAAGACUUAAUUCAAGAACCAUCUGUUUCGAUAUCUUCUUCAACCAUCAUCAGUCGAUCUGCUGUCGAAUCAAUAAUUGUCACCACUCAAUCAGUCAGCAUUUUACCGAAUACCGGCCCAGCACUUAGAUCCACUGACCCAUCCAGAAAGUCUUUGAGAAAUAAAAAGCAACUACACUCUGAAAUGGACAUGUUGAAUAAUUUCAAGUCAGUGCUAGCAGCUACAAAAACAAACGCUUCUGCUGUCAUCACGACAGUUAAUACAACUGCAACUAUCACCACCACAGCUAAAAACUCAUUUCCUCAGUACACGUCGUCAAUUUCGAAUGCUUAUAAUGACAUGGGUAGUUUUCUUCGCCAAGAGAUUUUUGGAGAUGGUACAGCAGCAGGAGGUUCGACCACUGAAAGUGUGUCCAAUUUGAGCUUGGAGCAACAGAAUGACCUGGUUACCGUUAUUAUAGGUGGCAUUAAUAAAAUUGAAGACUUAAGCCAGCUAACUCCCUCGGAAAUGUCAAAACUACGAAAGCUUAUAAAACGUGAAAGUGCGUUCUUCGAACAAAUAAAAAAAGUUGAUAAAAACCUGAUUGGCCUUUUACUCAAUCCAAUUAGCAAAACUGAGAAAGAUCAGGGUGAUCAGAUUGGUGCUGGCAGGAAGUUCAGCGUUAUAAUGGAGAAACUCAAUAGAAAUAUAGCAACAUUGAAGAAACUUAUUGGUCCAUCAGACAUUGUUUGUCCAUCUCCGGCACCGUUGAAAGAGCAACAGUUGAUGCACAACGCUGAUUCUAGUGUGAUAUUGAGAGGAGAUGACGAUGACGAAGAUGGUGAAUAUAGUUAUAGUGCUCAACUCAUCCGCCAUAAUUCAAACUUGAACGAGCAGUUAAAACUGCUUGAAACCAAAGAGACUGAAAUGCAUCGAAGACAGAGAAGUACCAGUGAGUCGGAACGGUACGGGUGCUUUGGCACUGAAAACUAUGUAGACGUUGAUAUUGAACACGAACAAGAGAUUUUUCGACACGGCGAUACUAUUGAUCAUAGGUCUAGCAGUAAUAAUAUUUACAACAACGACGAAUACAUCAAGUCUUUGAAAAAAUCUCUCGAACGACACAAUUCGAUGUUGUUCUUGUUGCAUUUACAAAAUCCUUGUUAUGAAAGGAAGAUUGAUGAUUUUUCGACACUUUGCGAUGAGGAUUUGCUGUGCAAUACAUCUCAAAGUCCACCGCCCCCAGCACCGACAAAUGAAGAGCUUAAAGUUGAAGAGGUUUUCUUUGAUAUCGAUGAAGAUACCAAUAACAUUAUCAUCGAUGAGAGUCAAGAAAUUUCAACGAUGAAUCCGUUUCACUUUGACAUUCUGCAGAUGCAUCGACGUAAAGAGUCACUUGAAGGAGGAGUUAUAAUGAGAAAGGAUGAAAUUGGAAUAGAACAGAAAGAUUUGGAAGAGGAAGACGAAAUUGGACGGAUUGAGCUUUUGAGCCAAGUUCCUGUAAGCCAUUCCUCUUCCAUUGGGAGUGCUGCUUCACGUUAUCAAAGACAUCGACUUCAACAACAACAACAACAGCAACAGCAGCUAUUGCCAAAGAAAGCCAAAUCUGAUUCAGGUCUGAGCUCGUUAAGUGGUAUCUCAGGCGGUGGCAGUUGGGAAAGAUCACCGAUCAUACCAACUUCUAGGCCGAUGGCGGGCAAGUCCAACAGCUCAAUAUUAUUGGAUGAUAGCAAUAGCAAUCCAUUCAACUCAGCGAUGGUGUCAAAAUUUACACACACCAGAUCGGUGACAAUCGCUACAGCAUGCUCACAGAUACCAACAAUUUUAAGCACAACAACAUCGCUCUCCUGUUCCGAGAGGAAUGACUUCAUGUUCUCCGAAGAGAACCUCAAUUAUAUUAAGGAGCUUUCGAAGAACAUGCCAAUCUGCUCGGCGUAUGAGAAUAAAUCGAUGUUUGAUGCACAACGUGAGCGUAUAUUGGGUAAGAAUAGUGGUACUGUGGAUGAAAUGUUGGCCUGGGAUGAACAGCAACAUGCAAAACGUGCAUCACGUGUUGCUGCUGCUGCUGCCAUCGAAGGAUCUCCAUCGGUGGCAGUGGCUGGAGUUGGAGGUACAUCAUCACCAACCUCCGACUCUAUACAAAACUUCCCUGAUUUGAUAAGAAAUCAGACCGAACAGAAUUUCUAUGAUCAGCCACCUCGAGAGUCACCAUCAAUCAUUGAUCAAAAAUCACCAACUUCAUCCAAGGACCCGUUGCAAGUUCGUCAUGCACGCGGUGACCGAGAUCGAGAACGAGAUCGAGACCGAAUCAGCCGAAACAGUCGAAGCAGCUCCCAGACUUCACCAUUUUACGAGGAGACAGAUAUUGAUGAAAUCGAAACCGCUACCCAAAAGCACCGAAAUCUCACUGAUCGUCUGGUUUACUAUCCAUCGUCAAAUAGCUUGACAGAUUACAAUAGCAGUAACAAUUUGGAUUAUAUUGGUGGCCAAGGAGGAGACUAUGGAAAUGGUGCAAGGGCGCGUUAUCGAUGUUACUCCUCCCAGCCAUCAUCGUCACAACUUAGCCGACAUUUGGAACAGCUGGAAAUACUCCACCAGCAACAACAACAGCAGAAACAUAUCAAUGACUUGCAUCAGCAUCAGCAUCAGAUUCAGCAACAACAGCAACCACAACAACGAAACGCUUCACAACAAUCUUACCUGAUAAAUCGUUCAUCUGCUUACGUAAGUCUUCCAACGAAUGUUGGAGAGGACUUCCAGCAGCAAUCAUCAUCAUUCUAUUCAUAUCAUCACCAUCAACAACAUACAAAUCGUUCAAACCACCAUCAGCUGCAACAGCAACAACAACACACGAGUAAGCACAAGCAAAAGAUCCAACUACAAGGAGAAAAACACGGUGGCAAGUUCCAUGUAUGGGGAAAAAUUAGUCAUCUUUUGCCUGAUCUGCGGUUGAAACGCAUGAGCAAACACAAUCGAUCACAGUCCUUAGACAUGAAUGUCGAGCAUGAUGGCUAUGGUCCUGGUCCUGGUCCUUAUCAACAGCAUCAGCAACAACAACAACAACAACAGCACUAUCCAGACAAACAUCAUCAAAAGGUUCAUGGACUUGACUUAAUGAAACGAUUUUCAAAAGUUCCUCCCAUGACUCGACGUGCAACUCAUACAGGUGCUCAAAAGCAAUCAUCAUCAGCAAGCAUGGUGGGUUCAGGUUCAAGGAAAAAGAAACGCUCACUCUCCUCUACUGUAAGCAACUUGAUGCAAAAAGCCAAAACUUAUCGGCGUUAUAGCUUUGGCGCAGCUCGUCCUGGCUCGAGUAUGUCGGAUCCUGGAGAGGAAAUGCCUAAUUUUACUUCAUCCGAUAACGACGAUAAUACAGUUAGUGAUUCGAGAAACUCCUUGCAGAAUGACUCAGACUUUUAUAGCGUCACAGAUGAAAAUAGGUGCUCAGAAUAUAACCAACAAGAUCGCCAAAUUUCGUUGGAUGAUGGCUACCAACAACAUCAACAUCAACUUGCUAGACGAUCUCGAAGAGAAGAUAGUAUGAGACUUGACAUCGUUGUGCAAAGAGUUCGUUCGGCGUCUAUAGACUCAUACCAAAUACAACCGUCUGCAUUGUCACCACCAACACGUGAAGAAAAAGAAGAAGCCUCAUACGCAGUUGUUAACAAGGUGCAUCGUACGCCAACAGAACCCUCGGCCUCGUCAACCGAAAAUAACGGUGAUGUCUUCUUUAAAUCAAUGUUUCCGACUGUUGGCGAUGCCAUCAAAAGUCAUCCGCUAGACAAAGAAUCUGAGUUUGAAGAUCAAGAAGCUCCACAACAAGUUGUUACUCCACAAGAUCAAAUGUCCCUUCCAGACAUUAAGAUCCAACCUGAUCCAGAACCCAUUCAAGACAUCGAAAGCCCAGCGCCAGCGCCCGAGAGAAGAUUAUCCUCAACAGGUGGCCCUCAGUUGCAAAAGACUCACUCCAUGUACGUAGAAGAUGACGAUGUGGAUGAGGUCUGCACCUCAAUGGGAUUUAGUCAGCCCCAAAUAAUGACCAUAGUUAUGACUCAACCCACCACGAUCCCUUAUCACAAUGGUAACCUGGUGUCGACGUCAUCCAUGUCGAUGUCUCGAAACAUUAAAUAUGGCCAACGCUCACAGGCUUCCUUAGAUAUUCCAUCGGGCGUACGCGACGACGACGACAACCGAAGUCAACAUUCCUAUCGCACCGUUUCUUCCUCUCGACGGCAAAGUACCGAAGAUAGCAUUGACACUGAUGAUGAAUAUUUCUGCUAUGAGCUGCGGCAGCUAGAAGAACUUGAAACGCAAGCCCAACUCGAUGCCCAGAUGAAUCAGGAGGGUCUGCUUUCACAAAUCGAUCAACUUGGUACUGGCCAGCUGGAUGGUACAACAUUCGCUAUUCCAACAAAUUCCAUUCUGCUAUAUCAGCCAGAUCCUCAAGUCAAGGAACAGAUGACAAAUGUGCUCGACGAGCUCAAGUGCAAUGUUAAAGUGUUAGAUGAAAGCUUUGAAAUAGAUGAAACAGAAGAUGGUAUUGAAGAUGCCGCCGUCGGUUCUGAUGAUGACCAGCAGAACAAAGAUAUUGUUCCAUCUGAAGAAGAAUUUCCUAUGUCAAAUGGUCGCCAUUCACACUAUCAAUUGCCACCUAUUCCCACACAGUACCAUCAUCACAUCCUACCACAAACUCCAAGUGUCCAGGGGCACUUUCAUCAUCAGCGCAUGCCAUCGGCAGUCAUCACUAAUCCAAAGCUUAAUAUUUACGAAAAGUUUGCUAAAGUAACAGACGUUCAUAGUGCCUGGCAGGAUAACGAUGACGCUGAAGAACAGCGAAUGCUAAAAGAACUGAACAUGGUUGAGGCAAAUAUGAUGCAUGAUCAACAACAAAAACAGCAGCAGCAACAGAGGCAGUUGAAGAAAGUAAAAAAAGUGAAGAAACGUCAAAGGAAUGUUAGAAAAAUGCCAACUGAUGCCGAAGAUAGUGCCGAUGAUAUUCCGUUUUCAUCCUCGUCAUCACCAUACUCCUCAUGCGCCGAGGAUCGUGGUGAUCUUCGAGUUGUUGAGCCUAAUCAUGGAUUGGUCGUUCCUGCAAAGCGUCGCACAACACCUACAACAAAUAUUAAAUAUGAAGUACCUCCUGAACCAAUCAUUACCGAUGACAAAGAUAUUGCAGACGUUGCAUCUGAAGAUGAAAACGCUAGUCAGUCAUCCGGUGCUACAUCUGGACCCGAUACGCCAACUGACAUGAGUGACAAUCAAGAGGAAGAAGAAAAACAAGAUUACGGAGAGGUGUUCAAAACUUUUAAGCAGAACUACAAUGAAUUUAAGGAAAACCAACAACAACAACCAGCAAAAAAACAUGACCAAAGCGAGGAGCAGUUAGAGCAGCAGUUGGUUCAAAAAAUGGAGGAAAGCAAUCAAGACGAGACAACAGAAACACCUGUUCCUACUUCUAAAACGUCAGAAACAACAUCUACAACAAUGAAUGGACACAUGGAGGAAACCACCUCAAAAACACCAACAACUGAUGACGAAGAAGCCGAUGUUGUUGGCAAAAGUAAAAUCAUUAAUGGUGUUGUGAAGAAAACCAGCCUCAGCAAGGCCAAUAGUCAAGAGUCAAGUGCAAGUAUGGAAGGUUCAGCGGUUGCUAAUGGUUGUGCAUUGGGCAGCAGUAAAUGGAAACUACUUAAAACUCUCAAAGAAAAGAAGCUCGAAGAGCGUAACAAUCAGGAUAAAGCCAAAGAAGAAGAGCUGUCUAAGGACAAAGAAAAGAAUGGAUCAGGACCAGGUGAUGUCGGAGGCCGAGGCAAUGGUCAUCCGGGUGAUAAUCCCUUCUAUAGCAAUAUCGAUAGUAUGCCUGACAUUCGACCCAGGAGGAAAUCAAUUCCACUCGUAUCAGAACUUACCAUGGCUGCAACGAAAAGAAAUGCUGGAUUGACAUCAGCUGUACCUCGAGCAACCCUUAAUGAUGAAGAAUUGAAAAUGCACGUUUACAAAAAAGCCCUCCAGGCUCUCAUCUAUCCCAUCUCAUCAACAACACCACAUAAUUUUGUACUAUGGACGGCUACAUCACCAACUUAUUGCUACGAAUGCGAAGGUCUGCUUUGGGGUAUUGCCCGGCAAGGUGUUCGUUGCACAGAGUGCGGUGUGAAAUGUCAUGAAAAGUGCAAGGAUCUCCUUAAUGCUGAUUGUCUACAAAGAGCUGCUGAAAAAAGUUCAAAACAUGGCGCUGAAGAUAAAGCCAACUCGAUCAUAACCGCCAUGAAAGAGCGAAUGAAACAGCGUGAGCGUGAGAAGCCUGAAAUAUUUGAACUAAUCCGGAUGACAUUCGGUGUGGAUCCAGAUACACACAUAGAUUCAUUAGAACAGGCUGAGCAAGCAACCGUUGAGGGAACAUCUAAAUGGUCAUGCAAAUUAACAAUUACAGUGAUAUGUGCUCAAGGCCUGAUAGCGAAGGAUAAAAGCGGUACCAGUGAUCCAUAUGUGACGGUGCAGGUUAGCAAGGUGAAAAAACGUACACGCACAAUGCCACAGGAGUUGAAUCCUGUGUGGAAUGAGAAGUUUCACUUCGAAUGCCACAAUUCAUCGGACCGUAUCAAAGUACGCGUCUGGGACGAAGAUAACGAUCUCAAGUCGAAACUUCGUCAGAAGUUGACGCGUGAAUCCGAUGACUUCCUUGGCCAGACAAUAAUCGAAGUGCGAACACUCUCUGGCGAAAUGGAUGUGUGGUAUAAUCUAGAGAAACGUACUGAUAAAUCAGCUGUAUCCGGUGCAAUACGUUUACACAUAUCGGUUGAAAUCAAAGGUGAAGAGAAAGUAGCACCUUACCACGUCCAGUAUACUUGCCUUCAUGAAAAUUUAUUUCAUUAUUUGUGCGAGGAGAAUUGCGGAAUGGUAAAACUUCCUCAACAAAAAGGUGACGACGCAUGGAAGUUAUAUUUCGAUGAGAUUCCCGAGGAAAUUGUCGACGAAUUUGCCAUGCGCUAUGGCAUUGAAAAUAUCUACCAGGCCAUGACACAUUUUCAUUGUUUGUCAACAAAAUACUUGUGUCCAGGUGUACCGGCUGUGAUGAGCACUUUAUUGGCUAACAUAAAUGCAUACUAUGCCCAUACAACAGCAUCAUCGGCUGUAUCAGCCAGCGAUCGAUUUGCUGCAAGUAAUUUUGGAAAGGAAAAGUUUGUUAAGCUAUUGGACCAAUUGCAUAAUUCAUUGCGAAUCGAUUUGUCUAUGUAUCGCAAUAAUUUCCCAGCACCGCAGCAGGAGAAGCUUAUGGAUCUUAAAUCAACUGUUGAUCUGCUGACCAGUAUAACAUUCUUUAGAAUGAAGGUCCAAGAACUAUCAAGUCCACCAAGAGCUAGUACUGUAGUUAAAGAUUGCGUGAAAGCCUGUCUUAGAUCCACCUAUCAAUUCCUUUUUGAGAACUGCUAUGAGCUAUACAAUCGGGAAUUUCAGGUGGAUCCAAACGAGGCUAAACGUGACCCUGACGAUCAUGGUCCCAAACUGGACAGCGUUGACUUCUGGCAUAAGCUAAUAGCACUAAUAGUGUCAAUAAUAGAAGAGGAUAAAAAUAGUUAUGGCACGGUUUUGAAUCAAUUCCCACAGGAACUGAAUAUUGGCCAACUAUCCGCGGCCACAAUGUGGGGACUUUUCGCUGUUGAUAUGAAGUAUGCUCUCGAAGAGCACGAACAACAUCGUCUAUGUAAAUCUUCAGCAUACAUGAAUCUACAUUUUCGUGUGAAAUGGUUGUAUAGUAAUUACGUUAAAGAAGUCCCACCGUACAAGGGUGCUGUUCCUGAGUACCCUGCCUGGUUCGAACCGUUCGUUAUGCAGUGGUUAAACGAGAAUGAUGAUGUUUCUCUUGAAUAUCUUCAUGGUGCAUUUAAUCGUGAUAAGAAAGAUGGUUUUCAAAAGAGUAGUGAACACGCCCUGUUUUCCAACUCAGUGGUAGAUGUAUUCACUCAACUGACGCAAUGUUUCGAUGUUGUUAGCAAGCUCGAGUGUCCGGAUCCAGAAAUAUGGAAGCGUUACAUGAGGCGCUUUGCUAAGACCAUUGUAAAAGUGCUAAUAGCUUAUGCCGAUAUUGUCAAAAAAGAGUUCCCAGAGCAUAUGAGAGAUGAAAGAAUUGCAUGCAUCUUAAUGAAUAAUAUUCAACAACUGAGAGUUCAGCUAGAGAAGAUGUUUGAAUCAAUGGGUGGCGAUAAGCUCGAAGAAGACGCAGCUAAUAUUCUCAAAGAACUUCAGCAGAACCUCAAUUCUGCGCUGGAUGAUUUGGCAUGUCUAUUUGCCAUAAGCCUUGAGCCAAGAAUUACGCAAUCGGUGCGGGAACUUGGUGAUCUCCUUCUAUCUGUCAAAGGUGGUGGUAAUCUCAAUGCCAAUCAGGCUGCCCAACGUAAUGCUGUUGCCGUUGAAGCUGACGAAGUAUUACGACCGCUCAUGGACUUGCUGGAUGGUUCACUUACUUUGUAUGCCCAAUCUUGUGAGAAGACUGUUCUCAAGCGAUUGCUAAAAGAACUCUGGAAGAUUGUUAUGCGCAUACUUGAGAAAACUAUUGUCCUCCCACCAAUGACUGACCGAACAAUGAUGUUCAAAAAUAUAACGGACAAUGCCAAGAAUCUAGCUGCCAAUGCCAAAAUCGAGGACAUGGGUCGAUUGUUCAAAAAUCACAUGGCUGGUAAACAGGAUGUGAAGAAUGCUCUCAGUGGGGUCAUGGAUAUUUCCAAAGAAGUCGAGAAGAAUCUCUCACCCAAGCAAUGUGCCGUACUGGAUGUUGCGUUGGACACCAUCAAACAGUAUUUCCAUGCCGGUGGCAAUGGUCUAAAGAAAACAUUCCUUGAAAAAUCAGCUGAAUUGCAGAGUCUCCGAUACGCACUCAGCCUCUAUACCCAAAUGACUGAUACCUUGAUAAAGACAUUUAUCACCAGUCAAGUUCACGAAGUUAAAACUCGUGAACUUACUGCUGAAGAAGCUAAAAGGCUUGCAACUGAGCCCAACGUGGAGGAGCCUGUCAAAAACAGAAAACCAUUAAAACGUGAAAAUCGGCAAGACUCACAAAAUGCCGAUGAAACUGUUGGUGAAAUUUCUGUGCAAAUUGAUUUAUUCACACAUCCUGGAACCGGUGAACACAAAGUUACUGUAAAAGUGGUCGCUGCGAAUGACUUGAAAUGGCAAAUACAAUCGGGAAUGUUCCGUCCGUUUGUGGAAAUUAAUUUGAUUGGACCACAUUUACAGGAUAAGAAGAGAAAACAUGCAACCAAAUCAAAAUCUAACAACUGGUCCCCUAAAUAUAAUGAGGCUUUUCACUUCAUGAUUGGAAAUGAAGAACAAUUGGAUUUCUUCGAACUGCAUAUCUGUGUUAAGGAUUAUUGUUUUGCUCGUGAAGAUCGCCUUGUUGGUGUUGCAAUACUUCAACUAAAGGAUAUUGUCGAAAAGGGAUCAUGUGCCUGUUGGCUGCCACUAGCCAAACGAAUUCAAAUGGAUGAAACGGGUUGGACUAUAUUACGUAUCCUCUCACAAAGAAAUAACGAUGAAGUUGCCAAAGAAUUUGUAAAGCUGAAAUCUGAAAUCCGACAGGAGCCUAUGAUGGGAACUUAAACAAUGUGAAUUAAAAAAAAAAAAAACAAGAAACCAUAGCAAAAAAAAAGAAAAACAAAUUAACUAUAUAAUUAGAUAUCAAUUUAUUUUUUACUAUUUUUUUUUUUAUUUUUCUUCUUUUUUAAUUUUUUGUUUUGUAUUUAAAAACAAAAACUUUUUUUUUGCUAUACUAACACUUGGUUUUUAUAUAACAAAUUUUCAAUAGAAAAUAUACAUUUAUUGAAAACAAAACUAAGAGUAUUAAAACAAAUAAUUGUGUUGCUGUUGCAUAACAAAGCAAAAUAAGCGUCUAUUAAUAUCAAAAAAAAAAAAAAAACAAACAAACAGUAAGCUUAAACAAUUGUAUAUUAUGUACAUGGAAAAUAAGAAAUGUUUAUUUGAAUAUAAAUAGUUUUUAAAAUUGUAGAAUAGGUAAAAAGACACUUUAGCGUGGCAAUGUACAUAAAAUAAAUUGGAACAAAACAAACUUUGCAAAUAUCCUUCUUAAAAAAAAAUUAAUUUUAAACCUCAAAUAUAUAAAUUAUUACUAUCACCAAAAUAAUUAAAAAAAACACAUACACACAAAAUAUUUCAAAUAAAAUCAAAGAAAAAAUCUAUGAUUUGACGUUAAAUAUUUUACCCAUCAUUAAUCAAUCAUUAACAAAACAACAAAAACCAAACAAAAAAAAAGCUUACAAAACUGGUUUAACGAUUUUGUUGCAAGAAAAAAAAAUGUAAUUCCUAACAACGGUUAUAAAAUUAUUGCAAAAAUAAUUGUACAAUCGCAUCAUUAAUUUUAAUUUCAUUUAAAAUAACCAUCACCUGUAUUGCGAAUGCCAUUUAUCAAUUGAUUGUUGGUAAAUAAUAAAAACUUGGCGUUUUAAAUUCUAAUUUAUGGAAAAAGUGGUCAACUCUUUAAUGGAAUUUUAAAAUUGUUUUCAAAACAUUUGUGAAUUAAGUAAUAAAAUAUGGAAAUCUUAUGAUCUUAUCAAAAAUGUCCAUUGAUAGUUGUAGAUCGCAAUGAAUUUUAAGCAUUCCUAAAGUGCAUGUUGGAACAGCCAUUAUGGAAGUUUGACUUUUUUUGCAUGGUGGAACUUGCAACAGGUUACCUAUCCUAUAGGCUUGCACGAGUUUAAUGACAGUUUGAUUACUUAUUGGAAGAAAGGGUUUAAUUUUGUUAGGUUUAGUUAUCUUCCUACCUUUUUAUAAUAAAUCAUUUAUCAAAUAAAAGUAAACCAUUUAACUUCAGUUUAAACUCUCAAAACUACUUUCGAAUUCAUGUGUGUUUUUUUUAUGAGAUUUUGUUUUUGGAACAUGAAUUUUGUUCCUGAAUCAUGUUCCCAGAUUCAAAAACUACUGGAAGUUUUGAACAAAAAACACAAGAAGUUUCCCUUAUUUUAUACUCAUAUUUAUUUUUAAUACUUCCAAAUUUCUUUUGCUAUUCUUAAUAUUUCAUAGCUAUGAUCCACAUGAGUAAGAAUAGCUCCGACCCAGUCGUGCAUUUGUUUUAAUUUUAUAUUUUCGACUUCCUUUAAUUUUUCGAUUUUUGUUUGUACGUGAAAAUAAAUUAUCUUCAUUCAAUAUUCUUAUUGCAUGAUAAUUCAAUAAUUAAUAUCGAAUUUUACACCUUUUUCCCUCCGAAACUCGAAAACUUCGUCAUUAUAUAGAUAACACAUAAAUAAAUAAAUAUUUGGCACGUGAAUCUUUUAUCAAUUUUUAUUUUUUUGAAAAAAAAAAACUGAUAAAUCUACUUAACAAAAAAAAAACAUUUGCAUUGUUUACCAAAAAAAACACACACAAAUAAUAAUAAAUUAGGAAUAACCUAAAACGAUAAAAAUAAAAUAAUUCAACAAUAAUUACUACAACAUAAUAAUGCGCGGUCCAAAUAGCAAAAUUAAAUAUAAUUAAAUAAAUUAUGAACAAAAACAUUUCAACCAAAAAAAUCAUAAAACCAGAAAUUAUGUAAAACUGAAAGAUUAAUUUUUUUAAUUUAUAAGCUUGAUAACGUAAUUUUCAUUUUUGAAAAUAUUAACAGUUGUAUUUGUGAGUAUAUAUAUAUAUUAAAGCAUAUACAUACAUAUAUUAAUAUAUAAUUUUAAAAAGAAACAGAAAAAAAGAAUUUUCAAACACUUUUACUAGCUAAAAAAUCUCUUUCCAAUUCCUUUUUUUCCUUGUAUAUGUAAAUAUAAUAUUAAAAAGAAAAAAAAAAAAACAAUAAUAGGCUUUAUUAAUGUUAAUGAAAAAUAUUAUAAAAAAUAUCGUUAAUAUGUAAUGAGAACAAAUUAAAUGAAUAAAUUAAAUUAUUAAGUUCACUAUCUAAAUUUUAAAAACAAGAUCAAAAGCUGUGGCUCUUAAUUAUUUAUAAGCUAGCGGGCUUUUCUUAUGAAAAAAAAAAAAACAAAAAAACAAAGGAGAAACAUUUAUGUAUUAGUUCUUUGCACAAUAAUAAA